Molecule: messenger RNA, 1296 nt
Organism: Austrofundulus limnaeus
Lineage: Eukaryota; Metazoa; Chordata; Actinopteri; Cyprinodontiformes; Rivulidae
Gene: mapk8a
Product: mitogen-activated protein kinase 8a
Biological process (GO): protein phosphorylation
Molecular function (GO): MAP kinase activity; ATP binding
Source: RefSeq, a predicted model, not a curated record
AGGUGCGCUGGAUGCUGCUACGGAGAACCUGGGAAGGACAAACCAUCCUGCUCCGGCUGAAGGGCUGCUCCCCGACGAUGAUCAUCACACUGCGGGCUCUCUUCGAACAGGGGAGGACAUUUUUUGAUGCGCAGAAAGUGGUAAUCGAAGAAUUUGCAAUGAACAGAAACAGGAGAGACAGAGACUUCUACAGUCUCGAUGUUGGGGAUUCAACGUUCACAGUUCUGAAGCGAUACCAGAAUCUAAGACCCAUUGGUUCGGGAGCACAGGGAAUCGUCUGCUCUGCCUAUGAUCAAACCCUUGAACAAAAUGUUGCCAUCAAGAAGCUGAGUCGACCGUUUCAGAACCAGACCCAUGCCAAGAGGGCGUACAGAGAACUAGUCCUAAUGAAAUGUGUCAAUCACAAAAAUAUUAUCGGCCUGUUAAAUGUAUUUACGCCACAAAAAUCAUUAGAAGAGUUCCAAGAUGUAUACUUGGUGAUGGAGCUGAUGGAUGCUAACCUGUGCCAGGUCAUUCAGAUGGAGCUGGACCACGAGCGGCUGUCCUAUCUGCUCUAUCAGAUGCUGUGUGGUAUCAAACACCUCCACUCUGCCGGCAUCAUCCACAGGGACCUAAAGCCCAGUAAUAUAGUUGUCAAGUCCGAUUGUACACUGAAGAUUUUGGACUUCGGCUUGGCCCGGACAGCUGCCACAGGCCUCCUGAUGACACCGUAUGUGGUUACACGCUACUACAGAGCGCCUGAAGUCAUUCUGGGUAUGGGCUACCAGGCUAAUGUGGACAUUUGGUCUGUGGGCUGCAUUCUGGCAGAAAUGGUUCGCCAUAAAAUCCUCUUCCCAGGAAGGGACUACAUCGACCAGUGGAACAAGGUAAUCGAGCAGCUCGGCACGCCGUCUCAGGAGUUUCUAAUGAAGCUGAAUCACUCGGUGAGAACGUACGUGGAGAACAGGCCGCGGUACUCCGGCUACAGCUUCGAGAAACUCUUCCCAGAUGUGCUCUUCCCGGCCGACUCUGAUCACAACAAACUGAAAGCGAGCCAAGCCCGAGAUCUUUUAUCCAAGAUGUUAGUGAUUGAUGCAUCCAAGCGUAUCUCUGUAGACGAAGCCCUGCAGCACCCGUACAUUAACGUUUGGUACGAUCCAGCUGAAGUGGAAGCACCACCUCCAAAGUUCUCAGACAAACAGCUGGAUGAGAGGGAGCACACAGUGGAGGAAUGGAAAGAAUUAAUUUAUAAAGAAGUGAGCGAAUGGGAGGAACGAACAAAAAAUGGAGUGAUAAGGGGUCAGCCGUCUCCUUUAG